This is a messenger RNA of Sphaerulina musiva SO2202, 1351 nucleotides long. RefSeq lists its product as uncharacterized. The transcript is spliced from 2 exons. Lineage: Eukaryota; Fungi; Ascomycota; Dothideomycetes; Mycosphaerellales; Mycosphaerellaceae. Bases 121 to 1227 code for a protein of 368 amino acids. The record is from RefSeq and is a predicted model, not a curated record.
UGUAGUCGUCUGUCUGCUCCUUUCACACAUCCGAAGACCUCGCUAAGGUAUCAAAAGCAACUUCAAAUUCAUCUAGAUCCAUCGACGUCCGUACGAACCCGCAUUAUCCAAUCGAACUUAAUGCCCACCAUGACAAGCCGGAAAUUGCCCUUCAAUCCACAGGAGAACAGCCGUCUAAUGAGACUACCACAAGAGAUCAGGGACGAAAUCUAUGGGUAUCUCUUUCACUCGACUCGCUUCUGCUUUGGCGAGCGGGCGGUCGGUCUCAUCGACCUUGAUACUCGUCGAGUCGUUUCAAGGAACAGAGGCAAAUCACUUGCUCUCUUGCGAGCAUGUCAACGAACGCACGCUGAAGUAGGUUCCACAUGGCUUGGUCAAGCACUGUUCCAUUUUGAGGACCCGAAAGCUCUGCUUGACAAGCUGGCUGUCGUGGAUGAUGCUAUCCGUAGCCAGAUCAGAUACGUCCGCGUGUCGGGAGAUACAUGUGAUGUCGAGUGGGGCUACGAUGACUGCUACUAUCGCACUGCUCAAGUAUUGAAGCUACUGCCUUCCCUGCGUCUCGAGAGACUCACUGUUCUGGGCCCGAAGUUUCAUCGUGCAUGCUACGAAAAUCUGGACUCUUUGAUCAAGUAUAGUGAUGGCUGGAAAGAGCUCCAUUAUAUUUCUCACAGUUCCGAAAUGCUGGGCUUCCGAGCUUUCUUCGACACCGAACGUCAUACACGUUUGCCUCAGCCAAAGUCCUGGCAGCAGGAGCUGGAUGAGCGAGAUGGACCAGAAGCGCGGUCGGUGGUGACAGUAUACCGCAGCAACAGCCCGACCAGGGGCUCCAUUCUAGAUGCCACGAGGCGCACGCUCUUUCAGCAGCAAAUGGAAGCGGAUCAGUCGGCAAACGCAUAUGGCAAGACAGAGGACAUCUCGCUCAUGGCGCCUGGAGAACGCGAGAAGGAACUUCUGGUCGUCGUGAGGCGUGGCGCUGGCGUCGACUAUGCUGAAAAGAAUCCAACCUCUAUGCUUCCGAUUGGCGAUAUCCGCGACGACUCUCGUGCGCAGACCUGGACCGAGGUCAAGGCGACUUCGAAAGCAAUGAGUGCGGCAUAUCGCGAUGACUAUGACUCCGAUUCCGAUUCGGAUGAGGAUUCGGAUGAGAACGAUGAGGGCGAGGUAUUGCUGGACGAUUACAGCGAUGUCAAUGAAUACACGUGGCCUCCAUUCCACUUUGUAAGGUAAUGGGGAGACCUAGGUUGUUUGCACUUGUGCAAAUUUCAUGAUUGUAAGAAACACGGGCUUUAUUCUCGCGAGUGGACUUUAUUGAGGCAUGUCAUCUCUUCCUCAACCAACUGUAAAUGCGUCC